Messenger RNA from Carcharodon carcharias (great white shark), 1209 nucleotides. RefSeq names its product phosphatidylinositol glycan anchor biosynthesis, class F (gene pigf). The transcript is spliced from 5 exons. The coding region runs from base 258 to 920 and encodes 220 amino acids. Gene Ontology annotation, cellular component: endoplasmic reticulum membrane. Lineage: Eukaryota; Metazoa; Chordata; Chondrichthyes; Lamniformes; Lamnidae. The record is from RefSeq and is a predicted model, not a curated record. Gene Ontology annotation, biological process: GPI anchor biosynthetic process.
AUCACCAAGGGCCGGGGUUAAUGCUUCCGCUGCACUAACACAGGUUUGUCUUGUGUAAUGAUGCUGAAUGUGGGGGAGGUGAAGUGAGAUUGGUCUGUAAUCUGGGUACAGGAGAAUCCAGAUGAACCAAUACCGCAAAUCAACAUUUGAUUUUAAAAAAAUCAGCUUUAGAAGCGGUUUAUUAUUAUUACUCAUCAGGAGUGAUCUUUCCUCCUGUAACAUUUUACGCAGACGGUUUGAUAAGUCGAGGGACAAAUAUGAAGGAUAUUGAGUUAAGAGGCAUGUUUUCUGCGCAUAUUAUUCUCAUUCUCUCUGUCGUGCUUUCUACCUUGGUUCCUCCUUUAUUUUUGGAUGACUUUUCGAUCAUUGGAACCCACCUGCUGUGGUUGUGUGUUAGCUCUGCCACUGUUGCUGCUGUUACCAUUGUUUUGUUUUCAUUGCUGGAAACGAAUACUACCUCGAGCAAAAAGAAUUCCUCCACUAACAAGGUCACUAAGAUCGUCAGGUCCUGUUUGUUGUUCUUUACUUCCUGCGUAAUAUUUCAUGGAAUUAUCGUUUUAUAUGGAGCACCGCUACUACUGUCCUUUAGGGAGACUUUUUUGUUUGCAGUUCUACUAUCUACCUUUACAACACUUCGUUGUGUAUGUAUUCUCGGACCUAAUGUACAGGCAUGGAUACGUGUCUUCAGUAAGAAUGGGGCUAUGUCUAUCUGGGAUACCAGCCUUCAGAUCACCACAAUUUGCAGUUUGUUUGGAGCUUGGCUUGGUGCAAUUCCUAUUCCGUUGGACUGGGACAGGCCUUGGCAGGUGUGGCCAAUUUCCUGUACACUUGGAGCAACACUUGGAUUCGCUAUCAGUCUUGUCGUCGCACCAUUAUGGAUAUACUGGCACAAGAAACACCUCACGUACAAAUGCAGAUGAUUUCAGCAGUUGUUGAGAAUGCUGUAAUGUGUUUGGUUAAACCAACUCCAUUCUGAACUGUGCAGAACCACAUGUGGGUAUUUGGCAUCUCUCCAAGGCUAUAUUUUGUAGAAUAAAAAUGUUUACUUUUCUUGAACACUUGUGUUCCAGAACAGUUUGUUGCAUGCCUCAGAUGAUUUGCUUCCUAAAUUAAAAUGAGGAAAAAAUUGUAGCUUUUGCAAGUGAAACAACCCCUGAGAAUCUUAACAUUGUACUUUCCAGGGAAAUAAAUUCCUCCAUAUGACAUCAA